UGUUCCCGGGGUGGGUGUGAGUCCUUCAGUUGUGCUGAGCGAGCGCAGUAAACAGCAAGCUCAAAGCAGGAAGGGGAAGGAGGCAGAAAGAGAAACAAGGAGAACGCGACCCCUUUUAUUAUUACAUCGUUUAUUUAAUUUCAUCGGCUGCAAUUUGCACACCCCCGGGUGGUGUCUGUUUACAAAUUGGGGUGGGAGGGGGAAGAUUUAAGGAAGCAAGGUCUCACCGGGUUUCAACACCCAGACUUUCAUGGUUCCUGUUAAGGAUUCCGUUGGCUUUUACUUGAUUAAUAACUGAAGUCCUGAUCAGGAUUUGCUAUUCUUCAAUGAGGAACUACAGGCUUAUCUUCUGCCACAACCUGAAACAGCCAUAGAUGAUCAUAGAAUGCCUAUUCACAGAGAGUGAGUGGAGUUGGAGAUAAACUGUAUAUUUGGCCGUCUGUGUGCUAAAAGCAGAAAGAAGCAGCUUUGCUGUGGAAGCUAUGAGGAAGAGCCUCACCCCUGCCCUAGGCUCCUGUGAUUCUCUUAACACAGCUAGAGUAUUUGGGGUUCCUCUUGAGGAACUACUCCAGGUCGGACAGCCAGGACAAGAGGUUCCCAUUCUGGUUAAACGCAUUGUAGAAUACAUUGAAGAACAUGGAGGCUUGGACUUAGAUGGCUUGUUCCUGGUGAAUGGAAAUGCAGAACGAGUAGAAUGGUUACGACAGCGAUGUGAAAGUGGGGAGGAAGUAGACCUUGAGAAGGAAGCAGAUGUGGCCUCAGCUGUCAGUCUGCUUAGGCUCUUCCUACAGGAGCUUCCUGAACCCCUGAUACCUGCUAGCCUGCAAACGCAUAUCCUUCAGCUUUAUCAAGAAUACAGCACAGAAGAGGAGCUGACAAGAAACAUGAAAUAUUUUUUACAACAGCUCCCACAGUUUAACUACAGCCUUCUGCGCUUUCUUUGCCGCUUUUUGUCCAAUGUGGCUUCUCUACAAGAGGAAGUGUGGACUGCAGGGGGUCUUGCAGCAGUCUUUGGACCAGAUAUCUUCCAUAUUGCUACAGAUGUAGAAGAUCUUAAAGAGCAAGAACUAGUAAGCAGAGUAAUGGCUGACUUGAUAGAAAAUAAAGAAGAAUUCUUUGAUUCUGAAGAGGAAGAUUUUUCUACCAAUGACUAUAGCUCCAUAACGGAACAUCUGACAGAGUUGCUAGAUGAUGAGAAAGUAGAGCCAUGCGAGGAACUACCUCAGGACAGCCCAGAAGAUUUACUGCAGAGGGACAAUGCAUGCCUCUCUGAAGCAGAACAACAUUCAACUGAGGUCACUGCAUCCUCCAGCUCUCACAUCUCUCCUCUCAGCAUUUUACCAGCGUCUGCAGAUAUAAUCGAAAGGACUAUCCGGGCUGCUGUGGAACAACAUCUCUUUGACCUGCAUAGCAGCCUUGACCAGGAGGUUCACAGCUAUACAAUCCAGGAUUCAUCAAGUCAAGAUGAAGAAAGGAUACUAUAUAGGGAGAACAACACUGCAGAGAAUCCCAUAAGCCCAGAAAAGAAAAAUGAGGACAACUACAUGGAAGUAAAUGUACUAGCUCAAGAUCUGCUUUCAAACCACAUAUUUUGCAGUUCAGUUUGUCCAGUGGUGACUGUGGAGGAAUAUGACAAGGGAACCUGGUUGACAAGAUGUUACCAAUCAAAAAUCAAGAAGCAAGCUGAAAACCUCUCCUGUCUAACUCUUGAUCAACAGGAAGAUAGUGCCAUUGAACUAAGUAGCACAGUAUUGGUUGAUGCAGAAAACAAUCUCAACAAAGCAAGACCAGAAGAAUGUAUUGUACCUGAAGACAACAGCAUCUCUGAAAUAAUAACUUUUCAGUUCAUCACAAAAGAAUGCGAUAUAAAUGCAAAUUCGAAAACUGUGGAUUUACUCUGUCAGUCACUUGGAACCUCUCAUUUGGACCUGCGCAGUGUGUUUGAAGAAGUGACACAAGAAGCACCAUGUUCAAUCACUUUCCCCCUCAUUGACUUCAAAUCAAUGCACCUGCAGAAGGAUGGGGAAGACCCAGUGCCUGCAUUCAAGUCCUGGCAGGAGGACACAGAGUCUGGAGAGGCUCAGCUCUCUCCGCUGGCUGGACGCAUUGUUCACCAUCCUUUAGAAGAUGAUAGCCAUCCCCUUCUUGCACGCAGAUUCCUUGAAUUUGGACACAGUCAGCGUUUUCUCCAGGAUCAGGAUACAAACUUUCCUGUGAAAUCACCACCACUUGGCAGACCUCGUCGAGCCUCGUUCAGUUCCAAAGAAGAAGGAAGGGGAGAUGCUGUUCCUGUUCAGGUUUCUAAGAAAGUUCAGAGCCUCAAAAAGAAGAUCAAACAGUUUGAGGAACAGUUUGAGAAAGACCAUAACUAUAAACCUUCACACAGUGAUAAGGCAGCUAACCCAAAGGUGUUGAAGUGGAUGACAGAGCUCACAAAGUUACGUAAACAAAUCAAAGACACCAAACAGAAGUUAUCUAAUGGGGAACUUGCACCACAGGCACGCCCCAGGAGCAAGACUUUGCCAAAAAGCUUUGGUUCUACCCUUGAUCAAAAGGACCUGGAAGUGUUAACUGAAGAAGAUGGGAAAAGUCAGAAACCAACCCGCGAGGCCACUGUGGAGCUCAUCCUGUGUAGACUGAAGGACAAACGGGAAGAGGCCAAAUGGCCUGAGGAUAUUAAGAAAAUGACAAAAGAACACCUGUCGUACGAGAAGACGACACUGCAGAAGAACCUACUGUACUAUGAGAGUAUUCACGGUCGGCCGGUUACUAGAGAUGAACGACUAAUUGUAAAGCCCUUGUAUGAUAGAUAUCGUCUUGUGAAACAGAUGUUGACCCGUGUCAGUAUCACACCCAUUAUUGGUUCACCGUCAACCAAGAGACGUGGUCAUAUGUUGCAGCCAAUCAUUGAAGGGGAAACUGCUCACUUUUGUGACGAAAUCAAGGAGGAAGAAGAGGAAGAGCAAGAGCUUAGUGAAAGUCCAUCAAUUAUGGUGAUGCUGGACCCAGCUAUUUAUCCUGGCUCUUUAAAAGUACAAUUAGAAAGCAAGAAGAUAGACCAGCCACCAGAACAGCGGUCAGGAAAACUACCUCUUGAUUUACAUUUGUCCAACACCAGUGAAACAUCCAUGCCAGACCUCUUGGAACAGCUAUGGAAGGCGAAAGCUGAUAAAAAGAAAUUAAGGAAAAUCAUUCGGGAAUUUGAGGACAACUUUUAUCAGCAGAAUGGCAGGAAUGUACAAAAAGAAGAUCGCAUUCCAAUGAUGGAAGAGUACAAGGAGUACAAAAGGAUCAAAGCCAAACUACGACUACUAGAAGUCCUGAUCAGUAAGCAGGAUUCUUCGAAAUCCAUUUAAACUCACAAAGUUCAACUCCUGGACAAUCCCAAGUGCCUCUGUGCACGUUUUUCUUUUUAAGUUCUGGACAUCGCCAAACUGGCACCCCAUGCCAUCUUUAUCUUGGGGGGAAAAAUCCAGGAUGUUGAGUCCUAGCAUUUAGACAAGUCUGCUGGUGUGUAGUGUUUGAGUUUUUUGUUUUUUUUAAAUAAAUUUUCACUUUCACUCAUUUAGACACGAUGACCGAUCAAUCGGAAAACUUUUUUUUUUUUUUUUUUUGCAACCCGUCAUGUAAGUGUCCGAGUCUUUAAGGAUCUCUUUUGCUAUUCUUUUGAUUUUCAUUUUUUAACAUAUUUAAAGAUGCAGAAUUUUCAAGUUCAAGCUGUAAAACAUUUUAUUAGGACUGAUAAGAUUUUGAAUCUUGACUGGCAUGGCCUUUAUUGUUUCUGGAAAGCAAAGGCACUUGGAACUACUGUUGACAUUUACUGCUUGUAUUAUAAACUCAUUUUUAUACAUAUAAAUGUAUUAUAUGCGCACAAGACGGAAAGUAUGAAGAAAAAAGAUUCUAGGCCAUUUCAAAUUGGUGAUGUAAAAAUGGUCAGGAUUUUAAAAAGCUUGGCUAACCAUACUUGCAUUUUUAACGUAGUUCAUUUUAGUUUGCUUUGUGAAAAGCUCAAACAGUUUGCACAAUUUUUGUUUUUUAAGAAGUGUCGCAGUGUGGGACGCAGAUUGGGAAAUCUGAACGCAAUUCAUUUUCAAGAUGACUGACGGAAACUUGACUUUUUUCUCAAUGUUAAUUUCCAGCUUUUUAAAUAUGUGUACCUUUUUAAAGUUGUAGUUAUUGUUAAACUUUGACAUUUUUCGAGGAGAGUGAAGGGUUAAAAGGUUAACGUUGUUUAUGUGGACUUGACAGAAUAUCUUUUUGUGACACGUGAUUGUGGAGCGGCUCACCUUGGAGUGAGGACUCAGUUUCAAGGUUUUAAAUGUAGUCCAGGGGUACAGGCCCGUUUGUCUUCUGCCAAGUCCUGUGAGCAGAGAUGUACCUCACCCAGACAACCCCGGACUCUGGUGGAAAGGCACUAGAAGAGAUUUACAUCCAAGCUGAAAAGGCGAGAGUUGUGACAUCUAACACGCAUGAACAUCUCUACACCAAGUUUUCACCUUUUUUUUUUUUUUUUUUUUUUGGCCUGGAAAGUUGAGCAUUUCCUAGCGUACUAGGCACGUGACAUAUAAGCUUUAGAUGCUAUUAUUGUUCUAAAAGAAUUCUAUGAAUGUAACAAAAUUAAAGAAAUCAUCCUUGGAUGCCUGGCAGUGGUAGUGAAGUCAUCUCCAUCCAGUGUUACUGGGAUAGAUCUGAGAAAAAAGGAGAGGGAGAGGCCGAGCCCGCUAGUCUUUGUUAGAAUACUUUGCAGAAGGUAGAAAGUGAAGAUUGCACACUUCUGGCUUGUCUUUUCCUGACCUCCUGCCAUUAGAAUACUUGAUUUAUUCUUUUUAUUUCCUUUGCCAAGUCCUGAUUAUAAAUGUGCUGGACUUAUAAUUUGCGUGAGGUGUAGGUAUUGGCAAUUCUGUCUUGAAAUGCUCUGAAAGCAGAUAACUUGGAAAAGAUGAGAGAAAGCCGAUCUUCUUCAGGCCAAGCUGCCGACUGUUUUGAAAGUUCUUUAUUUCGCCUUACGCAAUUUAUUGUAUUAGGAAUUUGUUCGUUUUCACAUAGCCCUUGGGGUUGGUGUUGGAACACAAGACGUCCGUGUGCUCUGGAGAGUUUAAUUCAUUCCAGCUCACCGUGGCAAACAAAUCCUGAAUUGUGAUUUCUGGACCCAGAAAUGCAGAGCACAGGAGGCUGAAGAAACUUGUAGAAUGAGGGUACUAGAGACCACCUUUGAAGUACAUUUAGAGUUAGAAACUCCCCAGAUGGUUACUGUGUUUUAUUUCCUUAACGCUAGUCUGUCAGUGACUUCUCUGAGCAUUUCAUUUCUAAUCUGCCACAGCGUUUGCAAACACUUAAAACCAAAUCAUGUCAGCUCAAAGCUUUUGGUGCCCCUUCUAAAACAGGACAGGAGCUGCUUAUUCUACAGCGUGCUUUCUUACUCAGCUGCUUGGCCACCUAAACGAAAUCUUUGAACAAUGUCUAAUUUAUGAACUGUGUUCAUCUUUAUUUCUGUUCCUUGAAUCUGAACGUGAUGCUGAAGUGGAGCAGUUUGUUUUACGUCUCUUGUCACGUUCCUGGUGCUCUUUUAUCUUCCUUUGUGAACAGACCUGCAUGCACUUAAUGUGGUCACAGAAUGCUGUGCUGCAUUGGCCUUUUGUUUUUUAUUUUUUUCUGGAUGCAUGUGUAUUGAUGUGCAUUUAAAAAAUUAAAGCAAGAUAAGCUGCACAGUAUGUGAAGCCAAACGGGCAAAAUAGAAGGAAUAAAUAGGAAUGCCAGUUACAAACACACACACAUAUCUGCAGCUAUGAAUCUGUACAUGAGAAAUCCCACUGUCAUUUACUGGUAGAAUAUUAACAUCACGUGUUCCUCAUAAUCCAUAACAGAAGCAGAACAUGGACAAAAAAUGAAUGUGACAAUGUAAAUGUGCUCAUUCAAGAAGAUGCUGUUUUAACACUAACACAACCCCACAGAUGAGGCCUUUGCAGUUCAACUCGCAUGCCUGAUGCUGAGACACCCUGGUUAGGUGAGUUGGCGCUGCACUGGCCUGGCAACCUGUCCAGAGCAGUUUCCUGCUUUGUGCCCAGAGCUGCCAGGACAGGCGCUGGAAACCCUCAACACUUGAUUUGAGACCAUUAUGGAGGAAUUGGGCUCCAGAUGACAUUGAGACUUUGCAGAUACAAAUCAUGUGGUUCUGUUGUUGACAAAAGCUCCCUAAAAUGUCCAAAACAAACGUCCCUCCUACCACUUGGUACUCUUAACUGUCCUGUCCUGACUUUGGCAGUGAGCUUUUGAGACGUCUUGUCCAUGACAGCACUUUUCUUAUCACUUCUGUAUUAAGAACAGGCUUCUUCACAGACCCGGCUUCUCUUGAAAUGCACACACAAGCACUUUUUUGUCUUCUUUUUUUAAAUGUAAUGUGGAGACUUUGUAUGAGUGGCAUGAUGGGAGAAGCUGGCAAGAAACAGUGCAAGAGAUGUCUCAAUGUGCCAGCUGGGUUUGUAUGUAGGGUACCUACUUUAAAAGUCAGUCAUAUUCUCCUUUUCCCCACAAAACAGCAGCUUGUUGUAUUGAGCACCACGAGUGUUUUAUAUUAUUGCUUCUACCAGCCAAGCACCCCCCCAAUGCCAAAACUGCUGGCUACCAACUGUGACUAGAAACACUGCAACCUAAUAGACUGCAUGGGUAUGGGCGACUUUAAAGUGUGCCACCUGUUGUACAGCUCCUAGUAGAGCUCCUUAUAAGAGUGUUGUUGUAAGUGUAUUGCUGCAGCAUGGACAUACGGUUUAAUGACAUUUACAGUUUUGCUUUUCCUGAUUAUACUUUUCAAAUUGUUCUUUCACAAUAAAUGACAAAAAACAUCAA
Erpetoichthys calabaricus (reedfish) is the source of this 6843-nucleotide messenger RNA. It is a transcript of the gene fam13b, whose product is annotated as family with sequence similarity 13 member B. The transcript is spliced from 25 exons. The coding region runs from base 483 to 3356 and encodes 957 amino acids. Gene Ontology annotation, biological process: signal transduction. Lineage: Eukaryota; Metazoa; Chordata; Cladistia; Polypteriformes; Polypteridae. The record is from RefSeq and is a predicted model, not a curated record.